AUGCUAGAUUCGGGAUUUAAUGUGAAGCUUGGAGAUUUCGGGUUAGCACGACUUAUGGACCAUGAGUUAGGUCCACAGACAACUGGUAAUUUAGCAGGAACUUUAGGAUACAUGGCGCCUGAGUAUGUAAGAACCGGUAAAGCUAGCAAGGAAUCGGAUGUUUAUAGUUUUGGGGUGGUUGCAAUGGAAAUCUGUUGUGGAAGGAAAGCUAGGGAUUGUAUUGAUGGGGAUUCUGAAAUGGGAUUGGUGGAUUGGGUUUGGUGUUUGCAUGGAAAAGGGGAGAUUCUUUCGGGAGUUGAUGAGAGGUUGAAUGGAGAUUUUGAUGAAGAACAAGGUAAGUGCUUGAUGAUGGUUGGAUUAUGGUGUGUGCUCCCUGAUCGAAGUCUGAGGCCAUCUAUAAGACAAGCGAUUCAAGUUCUUAACUUUGAGGCUCCUAUUCCCAAUAUUUCAGUGAAUAUGCGUGGUUCUUGGAUACCAUGCAUCAGCUACUCCUACAAGCACUUCUGGAGAUCCAUUCUUAACUUCUUCAAGUAUCAAUAUAGGUCGUUAAACUACAUGCUGUUUCAAGUUGAGGAUUUUUGUUUCUAUAUAUUUCCUUUAAAUAAGUACAUAUUACUUCUUCUUUUAGAUAAGAUUCUUUCAGACUGA
Lactuca saligna is the source of this 648-nucleotide messenger RNA. NCBI's taxonomy places the organism in Eukaryota, Viridiplantae, Streptophyta, Magnoliopsida, Asterales, Asteraceae. The record is from the annotation of a GenBank genome assembly.